ACUUGGAUAGCUUGGAGUACUUGGACAUGGUUGUAAAAGAAACCAUGAGGCUACAUCCAGUAGCACCUUUGUUGAUACCUCAUGAGUCAUUGGAAGAUUGCACUAUCAAUGAUUACCACAUACCUCGUAAGUCUAGACUCUUAAUAAAUGUAUGGGCAAUUGGGAGAGACCCAAGUGUUUGGACUGAGCCAGAUCAGUUUAAUCCAGAGAGAUUUGUUGGGAGUAACAUUGAUCUUAGAGGACAUGACUUUGAGCUUAUCCCAUUUGGGUCUGGGAGAAGAAGCUGUCCAGGAAUGCAAUUGGGUCUAACUGUGGUUCGGCUAGUGUUAGCACAACUUGUUCAUUGCUUUGAUUGGGAGCUUCCUAAUGACAUGUUGCCAACGGAGUUGGACAUGACCGAAGAGUUUGGUCUCACAACUCCUAGAGCCAAGCACCUACUUGCUAUUCCUACUUAUCGCCUUCACAAGUGACAGUGUCCUUUUUGGUUUUUGUUGUCUAGACUACUAAUUAAAGUGCCAGUAUGAAUGUCUAGAUUUGUGGUUGUUUACUUCUACUGCAUUUGCUCAUUUUGUGGAUCAUAUUUUCUGCUGUACAUACCUAUCAUGUACAACUCUAUAAGCUACCAUAUACCUGGUGUUCCUUACUCA
Quercus lobata is the source of this 647-nucleotide messenger RNA. RefSeq names its product cytochrome P450 CYP736A12-like. The record is from RefSeq and is a predicted model, not a curated record. Bases 27 to 470 code for a protein of 147 amino acids. Gene Ontology annotation, molecular function: monooxygenase activity; iron ion binding; oxidoreductase activity, acting on paired donors, with incorporation or reduction of molecular oxygen. The transcript has a single exon. Lineage: Eukaryota; Viridiplantae; Streptophyta; Magnoliopsida; Fagales; Fagaceae.